AUGCCGAAAUUCUAUCCCUCCAUCUCGGACGACCUACGGGAUUGGGUCCUGCGUCAAAGCGUCUUCUUCGUCGCUUCGGCCCCGCUGCAAGGUCGCCAUAUCAAUUUGUCUCCCAAAGGGCUGCCAGAUGCCUCGUUGGCCAUACUUGGCCCGAACGAGGCUGCUUACAUAGAUGCGACCGGGUCCGGAAGUGAGACCAUUAGCCACGUGCGUGAAAAUGGUCGCAUUACGGUCAUGUUCUGCUCAUUCGACACAGCACCCGGGAUCGUGCGUUUCUUCUGCAAUGGUUCGGUGAUUGAAUGGGACCAGCCUGAGUUUCCACAAUAUCUUGACCGUAUGGGAGGCAAGGCCGUGGUUGGAGCACGGGCGAUCAUCCAUCUGGACGUGUUUAAGGUCCAAUCGUCAUGCGGUUAUGGAGUUCCGCGGCUGUCCGUGAAGCUUGAUCCCGACACCAACGAAUCCAAACCAUAUCUCAAAGACCGAGACACACUGGGCCACUGGGCAGGCAAACAGGUGCAGGCGAACAAGAUGCGGGCCUACCAGAAGGAGUGGAAUUACCGAAGUCUUGAUGGGCUGCCGGCACUCUGGACCGCUGUGAGGGAUAACAACAAGUUUACCGGGGUGGCACAACUGGGAAACUGGGCUCGUCGCCAUCGGGAUGAUAUCGAAACCGCCAAGACAAUAGUCUUGGUGCUGUUCAUGGCCAUAGGGAUUAUGCACUGGAUUGGAUAUGUCGUGGGGGCGUCAGGUUCGGCUUCGGAUCGACACUAUGCCAUAGCUGAGUUUGCACGCAGCUAUCCCCGAGACCCGGUGGACGUUAUCACCGCCGAUUUCUUGAGCGAGGCCAACAUGACCGCUGGGGCAGCCCGGCGAGUGGACCAGAUCCGGGCGCGGUAUGAACAGGUGCAACCCGGCCGAGGAUCGGCUACCACUAGGCCGGCACAUGCAUACGAGGCGUCAUUUUUGCUUGCCCUCGAGCCGGCCUUGAUGGACCUUGCCAAGCAUAGGAUCAAACUGGCGGUCAAUGCAGGGAACGCCGAUACGGAGGGUCUCCACGACGCGGUUGUGCAGAUGGUGCAGGCGAAAGGACUAGACCUCAAGGUCGCUUGGAUAUCGGGUGACCAGGUCCUGUCGACCGUCCAAGAGGCACUUUCGUCGGGCAAGUCCGACUUCAAGAGCAUCUACACCGGCCAGCCGUUGUCCGAGUGGCCCUUCGAACCGAUCUUCGCGCAGUGCUACCUCGGGGGACUGGGGAUUGCAGCCGCGCUAGCCAAUGGCGCCGAUAUCGUCCUCUGCGGACGCGUCUCCGACGCAUCCGCCGUCAUUGGAGCAGCAUACUGGUUCCACGGCUGGCAACGCAGCGACCUGGACCGCCUCGCCAACGCCCUCGUAGCCGGCCACCUGAUCGAAUGCAGCAACUACGUCUGCGGCGGGAACUUCACCGGCUUCAAGAUGCUCGAAUCCCUCGGCGGGGACGGAUGGACCAACAUCGGAUACCCCAUCGCGGAGAUCUCCCCGGAGGGGCAAGUGAUCAUCACGAUGCAGACCUACGCAACCGGGGGCGCCGUCACCGUCGACACCUGCUCCGCGCAGCUGCUGUACGAGAUCCAGGGCCCCCGCUACCUCAACUCGGACGUCACCGCUCUGCUCGGUGACAUCUCCUUCGAGCAACGCGGCACAAACCGCGUGGCCCUGCGCGGCGUGCGGUCCGCACCCCCGCCCCCAACGACCAAGGUGGGCAUCUCCGCGCGUGGGGGGUUCCAAGCCGAGGCGGUUUAUUUCCUGGUCGGGCUGGACAUCGCCGCCAAGGCGCGCAUGCUAGAGGCGCAGAUCCGCCACGUCCUCGCCCCGUACUCCGACGCCUUCACGGCGCUGACCUUCUCGACCCUGGGGUCCGCGCCCGAUGACCCGCGCACCCAGGACAGCGCCACCGUGACCUUCCGCAUUGUCGCGCAGGCCCGCACCGCCGCCGCCCUCGCGCCCCCCCGCUUCCUACGGCCCAUCACCGACAACAUCAUGCAAGGCUACCCCGGCGCAACUUGGCACCUCGACACCCGCCAAGGCUUUCCCCGGCCGAUCUUCGAAUACUUCGUCUGUCUCUUGCCGCAGACCGCCGUCCAGCACCGCCUGCACCUGCCCUGGAAGACGGGUGCCACUAAUGCUGGACCUCAAACCGUAGACAUCGCCCCUCCUCCCGCCGCGCAAGCGGACCUAACCCCCGCUCCCCCAAUCCCAACCCCCAUCCCCUCAACCACAAACUACGGCCCAACCAUCCGCGGCCCCCUAGGCUGGAUCGUCCACGCCCGCUCCGGCGACAAGGGCCCCGACGCCAACUGCGGCUUCUGGGUGCGCCAUGCGGACGAGUUCCAGUGGCUGCGACGGGUGCUGACCGUGUCGACGGUCCAGGAGCUAUUGGGGCCGCAGUACACGUCUACUGACACUGACACUGAUACCGCCGCCGCCGGUGCUGCUUCCCUGCGGGUGGAGCGGUUCGAGCUGCCCAAUCUCCGGGCGGUGCACUUCCUGUUUAGGAACCUGUUGGAUCGUGGGGUGUGCGCGACGGUGACAGUGGAUUUUCUGGGAAAGAAUGUCGCCGAGUUUUUGCGGGCGCGGUUUGUAGAUUUGCCGGUGCGGUUUUUGGAGAGGGGGAAGUUGUAG
Aspergillus aculeatus ATCC 16872 is the source of this 2658-nucleotide messenger RNA. RefSeq lists its product as uncharacterized. NCBI's taxonomy places the organism in Eukaryota, Fungi, Ascomycota, Eurotiomycetes, Eurotiales, Aspergillaceae. The record is from RefSeq and is a predicted model, not a curated record. The transcript is spliced from 5 exons. Bases 1 to 2658 code for a protein of 885 amino acids.